AUGAGCAAAAGAUUUCGAUGUGGUCGUUUAAUGUUUGGUAGAAAUGGUAAAGUAAGAAAAAUGAAUCUUGCACGUGGUGGUGGUACUCGUUUUUGUGAAUGGAAUAACACUGAUAUGAAUUUCAAAGAUGUUCAUCAAAGUCUUUUGAAUAUUUUUAACAUACAAGCUACCAAAUUUAAAACAUCAUUAUAUGAUUUUCAACUUAAACGAUUAGAUGUCAAUCAAUAUAACACAUUUUCCGAAUAUAUACAAAAAUAUGGACUUAGUUCUAACAAUCAACAAGUUAAUAAUCAACCAGAUAUACAAACACAACCAAACAAAAAAAAUCAACGAAAGAGAAAAGCACGUGCUGAUAGGAUGACACUAAAAAUCGAAGAAAUGAAACCUUUAGUAACGGAAACUACUCCACGUGCUAUAACAUGGAAUCAAUACGAGCCUGUUCUCAAAAUUGAAUUAGAUGAUGAUGAUAAUGAUGAAGAAGAAAAUCAUCAAACAUCAUCGAAUAAUACAUAUGCAGGUUAUUCAUUUAAAGAAUCAAGUAAUACUUUAAUGAUGAUUGUUUGGGAAUUUAUUAGUGAUAAUAGUUUUGAUCAAAUCUUAAUACAAUUAUUUGAAUAUACUUGUUCCGUUCAAGGUUAUGUAUGUUUAACAAUUGAUCCAUUAAAACAAAAAAUGUCAUUAUUACAUGAAAAUAUUCAAUCAAUUGACAAAGCAGAUAUUGAAUGGCAUUCUCAUAGUUUAGAUAAUAUUAAUAAUAUUUGUAAAUCAAUAAAAAAAUUACUUGGCGAGAAUAUGGAUAAAUUUGGACCGAAUGAAAUAUAUUCAACAUUUAAUGAAAAAUUUUCUCAGUUUCAUGACAACUUAAAGAUAUUACGCCACCAAUGGUAUGAAUUUGUUAAAGUCUAUAAUGGAUCCAGUGAACAUUUGCCUCCGUCGAUUCAUUCAGUUGAGUCAAUUAUACCAACAGUACCUCAUUCAGAUAAUCAAUCUACAUUGGAAGAACAUCCUGAAAUAAUUUCUCAAAUGAAGCAAGAAAAAGAUGCUUUAUUUAAACGUGUAAACAAAGCGUUACAACGCUUAAAAGACUUAUUAAACAUUGUUAAUGAUUUACAUUUAUCAACAGUUAGCAGUUCAAUUAUAUCAAUAAUAGAUGAAAUAAAGUCGAUUCGAUCAAAUCUAGAUUUGGCAGAUCACCAAUCAAUAGUUGAUGUACAAAGAGCGAUUGCCUCUAUAAAAAAACGACUUGCUAGCAACUUUAAGCCAGAAACUUUCACACAAUUGACACAUACCAAUUUUCGUCUAAUUAAACAUGCAUACACGAGAACGUUACGACCAAUACGUUACAUAGUUAAAACGCUUACAAGAUAUGAAUCAAAAACUUCAAAUUUGCCUUCAUCGCCAAUGCCAGUAAUCGUUGAAGAUGAAUUAGAACAGGAAAAUUUAGAAGAUGAUGAUUACGAUCCAAAUGAAGAUGCAUGA
Messenger RNA from Adineta steineri, 1479 nucleotides. Lineage: Eukaryota; Metazoa; Rotifera; Eurotatoria; Adinetida; Adinetidae. The record is from the annotation of a GenBank genome assembly.